Messenger RNA from Cuscuta europaea, 2583 nucleotides. The record is from the annotation of a GenBank genome assembly. NCBI's taxonomy places the organism in Eukaryota, Viridiplantae, Streptophyta, Magnoliopsida, Solanales, Convolvulaceae.
AUUUAGUUAUCAUUUAUUUGGAAUAAUUAAAAGCAAUACUACUCUUAUAUAUAUUCCGAAGUGGUAAAGCAAGCGGAGGCACGGGCACCGCCUGAUCAAUAAUAUGGACGGCAGAAGCUUGGUUGUAAUUCUUCUCUCGGCGAUACUUCUUCUCGUUAUGGUAUUUGUUACACGACUCCCGUCGACGCUGCGAAACACCACCGGCCUACUGGACUGCUCCCCAUGGUGCACUUCAUCCGACUUAAAGGACUCCACGCGCCUCCUCCACGUUCCCGGCGACGACGCCCCGCGCCACCCGCUCGACCCGCUGACGGUCCGGGAGCUGAACAGAGUUCGCGAGGUUGUGAAAUCGUACGGCCCCUUCAAGAACAGCCCCUACGCUCUCCACUAUGUUACUCUGGGAGAGCCCGAGAAGCAGGUCGUCCUGGGCUGGAAAACAGGCCACCCUCUGCCGCCUCGGCAGGCGUCGGUGCUCGCCCGUGCCGCUGGGAAGUCCUACGACCUCACCGUCGAUCUCGUCACCGGCGAUGUGACCACUCGCGAAACGGGACGUCAUUUCGGGUCCCCCAUGUUGACCAUGGAGGAUAUGACGGCUGCUGCCGUGGCACCGUUGGGCAGCGCCGAGUUUAAUCGUACGAUCACGCAACGUGGCGUCGAUCUGGCCGAUCUUGCGUGUUUGCCUCUCUCUUCAGGGUGGUUCGAACGCAAAAUUGAAGAGAAGAGGAGAGUGAUGAAGAUACAGUGCUACAGCAAGAAGGGAACUGCGAAUUUCUACAUGAGACCCAUCGAGGGAUUGACGGUGGUGAUCGAUUUAGACACGAAAGAGGUGAUUGAUAUAUCAGAUGAAGGGAAGAGCAUCCCGAUUCCCAAGGCCGCCAGCACAGAGUAUCGCUACUCGGCACUACCGAGGAGCAGCAGCUGGUCUCCCAACCCGAUUUCCACGGAGCAACCGACGGGUCCGAGUUUCACCGUGGACGGGCAUUUGGUGAGGUGGGCGAAUUGGGAGUUUCACCUGAAACCCGAUUCCCGAGCGGGUGUGAUCAUAUCCCGGGCCAUGGUCCGUGACUCGGAGACCGGGGAAAUGAGGAGCGUCUUGUACAAAGGAUUCGCUUCCGAGUUGUUCGUUCCCUAUAUGGAUCCAACUGACGCCUGGUACUUCAAGACAUACAUGGAUGCUGGGGAAUACGGGUUCGGCCUCCAGGCCAUGCCACUUGACCCGUUGAAUGAUUGCCCCAGGAAUGCCCAUUACAUGGAUGCCGUCUUUAACGCCGCCGACGGAACGCCCUACGUCAGAUCCAAUAUGAUAUGUGUCUUCGAAAGCUACGCCGGCGAUAUUGCGUGGCGACACUCCGAGUGCCCCAUCACUGGCAUGGACAUUAGAGAGGUACGGCCGAAGGUGACGUUAGUGGUGCGGAUGGUUGCAUCCGUGGCCAAUUAUGAUUACAUAGUGGACUGGGUGUUCCAAAGUGACGGGCUAAUCAGAGUUAAGGUUGGGCUGAGUGGCAUAGUGAUGGUUAAAGGCACACCAUAUGUGAACAUGAACCAAGUGAAGCAGGAAGAGUACCUCUAUGGCACCCUGUUGUCAGAGAACGUAAUCGGAGUCAUCCACGAUCACUAUGUAACAUUCUACUUAGAUAUGGACAUCAUGGAUGGGUCGAACAACUCAUUCGUAAAAGUAAACCUAAAAAAAGAACGCACGUCCCCGGGUGAUUCACCACGCAGAAGCUAUAUAAAAGCAGUGCGGAACGUAGCGAAGACAGAAAAAGAUGCACAGAUCAAGUUGAACCUGCAUGCGCCAUCAGAGUUCCAUGUGAUUAACCCGAACAACAGGACCCGCGUCGGGAACCCCGUCGGGUACAAGAUUGUCCCUGCAGGGACUGCCGCUAGUCUUCUUGAUCACGAUGAUCCGCCGCAGAUGAGAGGCGCGUUCACGAAUAACCAAAUAUGGGUCACUCCUUAUAACCAGAGUGAGCAGUUUGCGGGUGGGGUGUAUGUUUACCAGAGCCACGGUGAUGAUACCCUUGCAGUAUGGUCUGAAAGGUAAGAAGCUAGCAUGCACUUUUUAUGAGUAUGUAACUUUUAUUAAUUAAUUUGCUGCAGAAUGUAAUAUAUACACAUACAUACAUAGUGGUGUGGUAUACAUUAGUGGUGUGGUAUACAUUAGGAUUCCAUCAUGUCCCAUGCCAGGAGGACUUCCCAAUCAUGCCGACCGUAACAUCAAGCUUUGAUCUAAAACCAGUGAAUUUCUUCGAGAGCAAUCCAAUCCUGGGCUUCCCGCCAAAUCAGGAGAAGGACUUGCCGGUAUGCAAGGCUGCUGCUUGAUGAAGCUCUCUUGGUACGUACGUAGUGCAUGUAAAUGGCUCCAAGUUCAUCUAUCUAUCAUUUGCGCUCUAGGUUCUUUUCAUUAUUGUUAAAUAAAGCUUCAGAAUAUAUUGAAAUCCCUGUAACUCAUCAAGUGAAUUGUUUAUGUCAAACAUAUCCAUCAAGUAGCUUAAUUGUCAUAUAUACUCCGAUCCGCUUGUCACAAGAUAAACUUCUCCAUACAAAAACUGAGGGGUGUUCAUAUACAUUUCAAAAUUCAAU